This is a messenger RNA of Myripristis murdjan (pinecone soldierfish), 1017 nucleotides long. RefSeq names its product caspase-1-A-like. Gene Ontology annotation, biological process: regulation of inflammatory response; regulation of apoptotic process; proteolysis. Lineage: Eukaryota; Metazoa; Chordata; Actinopteri; Holocentriformes; Holocentridae. Gene Ontology annotation, cellular component: IPAF inflammasome complex; AIM2 inflammasome complex; NLRP3 inflammasome complex. Bases 140 to 460 code for a protein of 106 amino acids. Gene Ontology annotation, molecular function: cysteine-type endopeptidase activity. The record is from RefSeq and is a predicted model, not a curated record. The transcript has 3 exons.
UUAUGGGUGAAAAGAGGCAGUGAAGACGACUGGUACAGGCUGCCGCGCACAGCUUCAUCUUCCUUCCUGAGAGACUUUGCGCAGCACACCCACGCUUCAGAGUUUUUAAGAGAUAUUCCGUUGCAAGAUUCAGUAAAAAAUGGCCGCUCAGCAGCUUUUCAGUGUCAGGCAUCAGUUUGUGGAUGGUGUGACAGCCCCAGUUAUAAAGGAUCUCCUGAAUGACCUUUUAGCCGAUGAAGUCUUGACUGAAAGAGAGCGAGACUCUGUGUUGGAGGAGAGGCGUGCCAGAGCAGACCAGGCAGAAUGUCUGAUUGACAUGGUGAGGAAGAAAGGAGACGAAGCCAGUCAAAAGCUGAUUGAUCACCUGAAGACCAAAGACCCUAAACUUCACUCUGUUCUGUUUCCAUCCGCUGACCAAGAGGCUGCUGCUGCAGAGCUCCAGUUCCCGAACCUCAAAUGAGCAGAAUCGUCUUCAUUAAAUUACAUGGAGAUAGAGAACCUGAAGAAGUAUGGAGGUCCCCCCUAAUCAAACGAUUCUAAAAGUCAAAAUACAUAACAGAUUCCUGAUAUCUGAAUUAAGCAGGAGGUCUACUUACCACUGUAUCCAAUCCCUGGAAGAAGAGAUUAAAUUGAAAUAUAUUUGCUGGUUUGUACAUAAAAAAAAUUAUUUUGGCUGUGAGACAACCUUAAUGAAAUAGAGACUCAAUGGCAACAUGUACAAUUGUAUAAGAGACACAUUGACAAUAUGUAUAAUUGUGUAAUACUUUAUCAGCAUUUUGAUGAUUCUUGUGAACGCUGCCUGGAAGCUAGAUACAGUGCCCAUCAGUAAUCACUGGCCCCGUGGAAAAGAUGAGCCAUGAAGCUGCAGAGAAGUUUUCAAAUUAAAUGACCUUUUUAUAAUUUGUAUUAUUAUUAUUAUUUGCACAAUUUCACCACUAUUCCUAGCCUUAUUAAUUGGGGUCCAGUGCAUAAAAGUCUUUUUUUUAAACAUGAAGUACUUGGCAAGCUAUUUUAAUG